Messenger RNA from Acanthochromis polyacanthus (spiny chromis), 5204 nucleotides. Its product is annotated as transducin-like enhancer protein 1. The transcript has 20 exons. The record is from RefSeq and is a predicted model, not a curated record. Gene Ontology annotation, cellular component: transcription regulator complex; nucleus. Lineage: Eukaryota; Metazoa; Chordata; Actinopteri; Pomacentridae. Gene Ontology annotation, biological process: negative regulation of canonical Wnt signaling pathway; regulation of DNA-templated transcription. The coding region runs from base 749 to 3103 and encodes 784 amino acids. Gene Ontology annotation, molecular function: transcription corepressor activity; protein binding.
GCGUGAGAAAGUUGCCAUUGAGGUAAAGCAGAGCUGGACAGAGGACCGUGUUCCCGCCGCCGUGGGAGUUGUUGUUAUCAAAACUAACGACAUAUUUCCUCUUUUUUCUACUCUUGAAAGCUAUUUUGAACGUGGCUCUGCAUCCAAGCUCAACGGGGAAGUAAAUAUUUCUGUUUUUGUUGACCGUCCAACCGCCGGCCAGCGACCGCGGCGAGUCAAGUGGGAACUCUUCACUGCAAUUAACUUGUGUGGAUUUGUUUCUGAUGCUCCGGCGGCUGUUUGCGGCCGUCUGUUGAUGUUUGUUUCUUCGGUCGGUUCUCUGUUACUCGGAAUACAUCACCAAACAAACGCUGGAGUGACUGAGGUGGCUCCAGCCCUUCUCACCUGGUUCUUUUGCCCUCCUCCGCCUCCUUCUUCCUCCCCCCUUCGGCUGCCUCCGGCUAAUGAGCCGUUUCCCGUGUUUUUCCGGCUGAUUUACGGUCGCACUACCGGUGGAGCGGGAGGAGAGACAACGACCGAGAAGACAGCAGCGGAGGGAAGCAGGGAUUCACGUUAAACGGUCGGUGAACCCAAACGGAGCGGCGGGGGUCGGUCGUUUUUUUUGUUUGAAAUGAACGACAGUUGGUCCUAAUAACGCCGGCGGAUGGAUUCAUUUCCGUGAUCUGGAGCUUCCCCCAUCAUCCUCACUGUGCCCCCGUUUGAUCCUCACUUUUAAGAAGGAAACGUUUGCAUCCUACCGGAGAAAGCAAUGUUUCCCCAGGGGCGACACCCGACGCCCCACCAGGCUCCAGGCCAGCCCUUCAAGUUCACCAUCCCAGAGUCGCUGGACCGCAUCAAGGAGGAGUUCCAGUUUCUUCAGGCGCAGUACCACAGUCUCAAACUGGAGUGCGAGAAGUUGGCCAGUGAAAAAACUGAGAUGCAGCGGCACUAUGUCAUGUACUAUGAGAUGUCGUAUGGCCUCAACAUUGAAAUGCACAAACAGACUGAGAUUGCCAAAAGACUAAACACCAUCUGUGCACAAGUCAUUCCCUUCCUCUCACAGGAGCAUCAGCAGCAGGUGGUUCAAGCUGUGGAGCGAGCCAAACAGGUGACCAUGGCAGAACUUAAUGCUGUCAUCGGGGUACGUGGACUGCCAGGUCUUCCACCUACACAGCAACAUCUAUCUCAUAACCAUGGUGGUGCCCCUGUGCCCCUCACUCCUCACCCUGCUGGCCUCCACCCCUCUCAGCUAGGUGGUUCAGCUGGUCUCCUGGCUCUGUCUGGAGCACUUGGUGCCGUUCCUCCCCAUCUGAUGGGAAAGGAUGGCGGUGACAAAAAGCCUCACUUGUCUGGACCAGACUCACACCCAGCAGGACCUGAACACCUGAGAGAGCGAGAGCCCGGCACAAGUAACUCAUUGCUGCCAGAAAGUCUUAGGAACUCAGAUAAGCGACGCAAUGGACCUGACUUCCCAAAUGACACCAAGAAACGCAAGGUGGAUGACAAGGACUCUAGCCACUAUGACAGCGAUGGGGAGAAAAGUGAUGAUAAUUUAGUGGUGGAUGUCUCGAAUGAGGACCCAGCCUCCCCUCGUGGCACACCUCUUCCCUCCCCUAGAGAAAACGGCUUAGAUAAAGCACGUCUCCUCAAGAAAGAUCCCUGUAGUCCAGCCUCUACUGCAUCAUCAGCCAGCUCCUCCUCGCUUAAGUCCAAAGAGAUGGCAAUGCGAGAUAAAGCAGGGACACCGGGGCUAAAGUCAAGCACACCUACACCUAGAGGUGACUCCACUCCUGGUCCGAGUUCCACACCAGGAAUCCGACCAAGUCUCUCAAAACCUCCGUCCAUGGAGAUACCACAUCCACCAACUGCAGGUUUGCGAACUCCCCUGGCUGUACCAGGCCCAUAUCCAGGUGCGUUUGGUAUGUUGCCCCAUGCAGCAGGAAUGAAUGGGGAGCUAGCUGGAGCAGCUGGGGCAGCAGCCUAUGCUGCUGGACUGCACAACAUGUCACCUCAGAUGAGUGCUGCUGCUGCAGCCGCUGUGGCUGCAUACGGCCGUUCACCCAUGGUUGGUUUUGAUCCUCAUCCUCACAUGCGAGUUCCUGGAAUGCCUCCUAGUCUGACAGGAAUCCCUGGUGGCAAACCUGCCUACUCCUUUCAUGUUGCGGCUGAUGGACAGAUGCAGCCAGUUCCUUUCCCCCCAGAUGCUUUGGUGGGCCCAGGAAUCCCUCGCCAUGCCCGUCAGAUCAACACACUGAACCAUGGAGAGGUUGUGUGUGCUGUUACCAUCAGUAACCCCACCAGACACGUUUACACAGGAGGAAAGGGUUGUGUCAAGGUCUGGGAUAUUAGUCACCCAGGAAACAAGAGCCCCGUGUCCCAGCUCGACUGUCUGAACCGAGACAAUUACAUCCGCUCCUGUCGUCUCCUCCCUGAUGGUCGGACCCUUAUUGUGGGAGGUGAAGCAAGCACAUUGUCGAUUUGGGAUUUGGCCACACCUACACCUAGGAUUAAAGCAGAGUUAACAUCAUCAGCACCAGCCUGCUAUGCUCUGGCCAUCAGCCCGGAUUCCAAGGUCUGCUUCUCUUGCUGCAGUGAUGGAAACAUCGCAGUUUGGGAUUUACACAACCAGACGCUCGUUAGGCAGUUCCAGGGCCACACAGAUGGAGCCAGCUGUAUUGACAUCUCCAACGACGGCACCAAGCUGUGGACUGGAGGCCUGGAUAACACUGUCCGCUCCUGGGAUCUGCGGGAGGGACGGCAGCUGCAGCAGCAUGACUUUACAUCACAGAUCUUCUCUCUUGGAUACUGUCCAACAGGAGAAUGGCUUGCUGUUGGGAUGGAGAGCAGCAAUGUUGAGGUCCUUCAUGUCACCAAGCCUGACAAAUACCAGCUUCAUCUACACGAGAGCUGUGUACUCUCUCUGCAGUUUGCCUACUGUGGUAAAUGGUUUGUGAGCACAGGAAAGGACAACUUACUGAAUGCAUGGAGAACACCCUAUGGAGCCAGCAUAUUCCAGUCUAAAGAAUCAUCGUCGGUGCUAAGCUGUGACAUAUCUGUGGAUGACAAGUACAUUGUUACUGGUUCAGGGGACAAGAAGGCCACUGUUUAUGAGGUCAUCUACUGAAAAUAUGGAAAGAAUGCAAGGACAUUUCUUUGCUCCCACACAUCUAAUAUGCUUCUAUAAUUUUUCACGUGGACCCAGAAAUCGCAAACAGGCGUGACCUUAAUGAAGCAUUGUUUUUUUCUGUUAUUUCUGCUGAAGAUACACAGAGAGGGGACAAACAUUUUACAGGUGCACGUCUGUUGUGUCUGUGUACAUGACGCCUCAUCGGCUGGAAAUUUGGUGGAGCAGUUGGAUAUUAAUGGAAGUAGAGGAAUUGUUUGGAUGUUGGUCCCUACUGCUUUCUGCUGUGGAGCUACCUGGAAUCCGUUACAGGGACCAGAAAAUGACCAAAGGGGACUCUGGAUUGUUUGGACUGGAACCGUCUCUUCUGAUGACACUGUACUGAUCAUCAGAUAAUGAUGCUAGAAUCAGUGGGCAGAGAUGCUAGAAAGAACUUUCAGACCCAAAGGGUGAAUAUGUAAACAGAUGGCUGAUGGAAAGGGCAAAGGGUGGACAGAAAUGGGCCGAAUUUUCAAGAGAUGGAAAAGAAGCAAUAGAUGAGCAGGCAAGUGAACAUUUUAGACAGUGAAUGCAGAAUGUCUGUUCUGCUUCAGACAAUGCUCACAGCCCCUUGAUCCCUCAGCUACGACUCUUUGACCUUAGAACCUCAGCUUGCCGUUCUGAUACGCCUACACUGUCUGAAAAGUACCUUUUCUUUCUUUCUUUCUUAACAGUAAGUUCUAUCCUCACUAACUGCACUGUAGUGCUAGCUGUCCACCGACAUGCUGUACUUAAUUACUUAAAAUACACAAAUGGUUAUCGUAGCUGACUUGUCUAACAUUAUAUUGCUGUUAACUUCUAUGAUGAGCUCUUUUGAGCCUCAUCUGACACAGUAGAUUUUUCUAAUUCGUACCAAUAUCGGAUGGAAAAUGAUUUAAAAUAUUCUGUUUUGUGGGGGAAAAAGAGCUUACAAAGUCAGAUAAGCUCCAAAAACAGGACAGUGUGUUAAAAAUACUGCUAAAAAAGCUUUAAUUCUGGUUGCCCUGAAAAACGUUCUCCUUUCAUACAUCUGAUCCAGGUUAAGACACCAAUUAGGGGAAACCUGAAGUAAAGAGACUGAAUUAAUUCUCAAAUUCUGUUAAUCAUCCUUUCCUUAUACGGCUGUUUAAACAGAUUAUUUUCCUACUUGUGUCUUUUCACGUAACUGAACUGCACACACACUGAAGUCUUCAAGAUAUUGGAGAGGAGAGGGACACAAUGUAAGCUUUCAUACUGUGAUUUCUUUUGUUGAUUUCUUAGCCCUUAUGCCAUAUACUUGAGCAGCAGUGUGUGUCAUCCACUGAUCAGCUUAUUGGUUUGGAGUGAGUCGUCCCCUUUAUUCUUACAAUUAGUGUAUUGACCUGAAAACACUUCACAGAAUCAGCACAUCUUUGCUGUUGCAAGCUUAUCUCAACUCUGCCUUUGCCAGUCUUUCAAACACAUGAUGUCUUAUUAUAUGGACAGCUAAUUACGCUUCCUGAACCACAACCAAUCAAGAUUAUCUUAACACAUGAUUUACUUUUCUUGAAUGUAUAGAAAAAUCCUGAGUGAACAAGAGAAAAAAACUCGACACAUUGCAGACUUACUAAACAAAUGACAUCCUCUUUUUGCCAUAUAGUGUCACUUGUUUCAACUUGUAUUCUUGAAGUGGGACAUUAGCAAAGACGCCUUGAAAAGUAAAAUGCUGUCAUGAUGCUUUUUUUUUUUUCACUUUUCGAAGAGUAUUGUAAGAGUAUAAGCAAGAUUAAAUUAUUUUUCAAGAUAGUCUUAUGGAGGAGUAAAGAGAAGGUGCAGUCAUACUUUGGCACCAGGACAGACUCAUUCAGUUUCAGCCAUUUUUAAAACUUGUUAAUUUCAUGACCUUGUGCUUAGUUCUUUUUUUUUUUUUAAAUAUAUUUUUGUCUGUAAAAAUGUAUAUAUGUUUUUCUUUUCUUACAAGACAUGCUUUAGGAAUAACAAACUGUUUUUGUACGUCUUUUACAUGGAAAAGAAACAUUUAAUCGGGAGAAAUACUAAACGGUCUUAAUGCUAGUGAAGCUAAAAUGAUUGAAAUGUCUAGACAAUAAAUGUGUUUUUUUUGUAA